Molecule: messenger RNA, 510 nt
Organism: Lichtheimia ornata
Lineage: Eukaryota; Fungi; Mucoromycota; Mucoromycetes; Mucorales; Lichtheimiaceae
Exons: 2
Coding region: 1-510 (169 amino acids)
Source: RefSeq, a predicted model, not a curated record
AUGCAACAAUCGGAUCUCCAUCGACUUAUCCAAUCACUUGAAACAAAAGGCGAUGCGCUCACUCACAACUCGAGACAAUGGCGAGAAAAGAUCGACGACAAGACAAAAGAAAUAGAGGAACUGAAAAGAAAACGAAAAGAGAAUGCACAGAGGAUCAAUGAAUUACGAGACACAGCACAAAACAUCCAAACCAAUCUUCAAAACCGUCAGGAACAACAGCAAGAAUUUGAAGAACGAGUUCAUGCAAUCAAAGAAGAGCGUAUCCAUUCCCAGUGUCUUGUAACCCAGGCUGAAUCAGAAUGGCGUGAAUUAAAGGCAGCGCAUGAUCUUCUUGCUACUCGAUACGAAGCUGUUCGACCUAGCCGGGACUGCAAAUGCGCAGGUUGCUCAAAAUGUAAUAUUGAAUUUGCAAUGUUGCCAUGUUUCCAUUUCGAAUGUGCAAAGGAACUUUCAUCAUGUAAAAUAUGCAAGAGUACAAAACAAGGAAUCCAACGUAUAUAUUAUGGUUGA